GGCAGCGGCGGCGGCGACGACAGCAUUGGCAGUGGCGGCUGUAGCAGCGGGGAAGCUUUUCGAGCGGAUGCUUCAGGUGACUUGAGAUUGAACUCCCGGGCGUCGAGCCCCGCUCGCGGAGCUGGACUAGCUGCGUGGCGAACCCUACAGAACAGAUGAUCACCAUGUCUGGGUUCUAGCAAUCACAUACGUUUAUAUCUGAAUUUGAAAAUGGCAGAGGGAAACAACCAAGAGGAGGUCAUUCACUUGAACAACUUUCACUGCCACCGGGGGAAGGAGUGGAUGGCUGUCAGAGAGGGGCCCAUCACCAUAUCUGACUCCUCUGAUGAGGAAGGGAUUCCAAUGCUGGUUACCCCGGCUACUGAGCAACAGGAAGACGACCUGGAUGAUGAUGUCAUCCUGACAGAAACACAUAAACCUCAGACAUCCCGGCCCAAUCUCAUCAAACCAGCUGCCGAGUGGCAAGAUCUGAACAGAUUGGGAGAAGAAAGGCCUAGAAAAUCUAGAGCAGACUUUGAAGCAGAUACCCACAGCUAUUUUUCCUUUUGUAACAACUCAUUGUUUGAUUCUGGGGCACAGGAUGAUUCUGAGGAUGAAUGUGGUGGAUUUCUGGAUCUUAAGACUGAGAAAAAAGGAGGAGAAGCCAAACCUGGACCAAGCAAUAAGCAGACAGCAGACAAUACUGUCAGCCCCAGGCUGGAGCAGAAAGUCAUUAUUUUGGGAGAAAAUGGUCUUCUUUUUUCAGAAAGUGAGCCUCUGGAAGUUCAGAACCAAUUAUCUGAAGACUCAGAGACAGAUCUUUUAUCAAAUCCUGGUGAGCCAGCUGCCUCAGUAGAUGAGCAGCUAAUUGAAGAAGAGUACUGGCUUGACCAUCCCUACUUCCAGGCUCUGAAUCCACAGCCUCAGGAGAGAACAAACCAGCUUGUGCCCCAAGAGCGACAUUCUGAAUCAGAAAUGGGCCCAAUGUUUUUCCGCCAUGAUUUCCCGGAGCCAGCUUUUCCAAGGCCAGAACCCCAGCAGGAGGGGAUUCCAGGACCCGCUUCUCCACAACCAGCCCAUCCUCUAGGAGAGCUUGAAGACCAGCAAUUAGCAAUUGAUGAAGACCCUGGGCCUGCCUACCCCCUGCCAGGACCCCAGGAGGCCAAUUUGGCAAAUGUGUGGGGACAAGAAGCUGCUGAAGGGGAUCAAGAGCUCAUUCCACUGUUAGUGAAAGAAACGGAAGCAAGAUUUCCAGACGUAGCAAAUGGAUAUGUUGAAGAGAUAAUUCAUUUGAAAAAUUACUAUGAUUUGAAUGUACUUUGUAAUUUUCUCCUGGAAAAUCCAGAUUAUCCAAAGAGAGAAGACCGAAUCCUUAUCCACCCCAGCAGUAGCCUGCUUGCCAGCCAGGAUGAUGUGAAGUUGCCUAAGAUAGACUUUUUUGACUAUUCCAAAUUGACUCCACUUGACCAGCGCUGCUUCAUCCAAGCUGCUGACCUCUUGAUGGCUGAUUUCAAGAUGCUCAGCAGCCAGGACAUCAAGUGGGCCCUGCACGAGCUCAAAGGGCAUUACGCAAUCACCCGAAAGGCCUUUUCUGAUGCCAUUAAAAAAUGGCAGGAGCUAUCACCUGAAACCAGUGGAAAGCGGAAAAAGAGGAAAGAAAUGAAUCAGUAUUCUUUCAUAGACUUCAAAUUUGAACAAGGUAACAUAAAAAUAGAAAAGAGGAUGUUCUUUCUGGAAAACAAGCGUCGACACUGUAGGUCCUAUGACCAGCAGGCCCUCCUUCCAGCUGUGCAGCAAGAGCAGGAGUUCUAUGAGCAGAAAAUUAAAGAGAUGGCAGAGCACGAAGAUUUUUUGCUUGCCCUGCAGAUGAAUGAAGAGCAGUAUCAAAAGGAUGGCCAGCUGAUUGAAUGCCGCUGCUGCUAUGGGGAGUUUCCAUUUGAGGAGCUGACACAAUGCGCUGAUGCUCACUUGUUCUGCAAAGAAUGUCUCAUCAGAUAUGCCCAAGAGGCCGUGUUUGGAUCUGGAAAGUCAGAGCUCAGCUGCAUGGAAGGCAGCUGCACAUGUUCCUUCCCAACCAGUGAACUGGAGAAAGUGCUCCCCCAGACCAUUCUGUACAAAUACUAUGAACGGAAAGCUGAAGAGGAAGUCGCAGCAGCCUAUGCUGACGAGCUUGUCCGGUGCCCCUCUUGCAGCUUCCCUGCUCUGUUGGACAGCGAUGUGAAGAGGUUCAGCUGCCCUAACCCUCGCUGCCGAAAGGAGACCUGUAGGAAGUGUCAGGGACUCUGGAAAGAACACAAUGGCCUCACCUGUGAAGAGCUGGCAGAAAAGGAUGACAUCAAGUACCGGACAUCUAUUGAAGAAAAAAUGACUGCUGCUCGAAUUAGAAAAUGCCACAAGUGUGGGACUGGCCUCAUCAAAUCUGAAGGCUGCAACCGCAUGUCUUGCCGCUGUGGUGCCCAGAUGUGCUACCUCUGUCGAGUUUCUAUCAAUGGCUAUGACCACUUCUGCCAGCAUCCUCGCUCUCCAGGAGCCCCUUGCCAGGAAUGUUCCAGGUGCUCCCUCUGGACCGACCCCACUGAAGAUGAUGAGAAGCUGAUUGAGGAGAUCCAAAAGGAGGCUGAGGAGGAGCAGAAAAGAAAGAAUGGAGAGAACACUUUCAAACGCAUCGGGCCCCCACUGGAGAAGCCGGCUGAGAAAGUGCAGCGUGUGGAAGCCCUGCCACGGCCUGUCCCACAGAACCUGCACCCUCAGAUGCCACCCUAUGCCUUUGUCCACCCACCCUUCCCCCUGCCACCUGUGCGGCCCGUGUUCAACAACUUCCCCAUCAACAUGGGUCCUGUGCCCGCACCCUAUGUACCCCCUCUGCCCAACGUGCGUGUCAACUUCGACUUUGGCCACGUGCAUGUGCCCCUGGAGCACAACCUGCCCAUGCACUUUGGCCCCCAACCACGGCAUCGCUUCUGACACCCAAAGCCCUGUCCAGCUGUGCUGAGUCUGCAGGAGGACCCAGUCUCAUCCUCUGAGUAGGGAUGAAGUCCUCGACUCCCUAUGGGGUGUGGGCUCGUGUCCUCCUGCUCUUCCCGUUGCGAGGUCCACUGCUCCUUCGGGUCUGAUGCGCCUUGGGUGCUGACUGUCGCUGCACCAGUAAUAGGGCAGCUCCCCGGGUCUGCCAUCUAUCUUAGCAGCCAGUCCAGGGGCCUUGGCCGAGAAGCAGGCCCUUUAAGCAUUUGCCAUACUUCCUCCCCAGCAGACCACUGAAAGCCCAAGGGAAAAUGGCCUACCCUCCCCAGGCCAGGGCUCUCUCCUUGUUGCCCAAGGCCCACUCAGGUCCAAGGGCCGCCAAGAAUCUUCUGUGGCGCAAGUUUUGUUCUGUUGUUACCUAGAGGUUGCUCCUAUUCACAUAGUUUGAGCUGAAGUUUUUUGUGUGUCCCCAUCCGUGGAAAGUCAGGUUGAAGGUAUUUCCCCAGGGCUGGCAACUGCUGAGAACCAGUAGUCCUGACACUUGACAUCAAACAGAAGGACCCUUUUAGGGCCCUUUAUUCCUGGGCUGCCCCUUUUCUGGGAGAGACCUCACUUGUCACCAACCUGGGAUGAGCAGCAUCUCUCCUAAGGUUUUUAGGGGCUUCCCUAGCAGUGCAGAUGACCUCAUGGAGCUGCUGCAGCUAUCACAGCAACCCUCCUGCCCGCUCAGCUGUCCCUCACUAGUUAGCAGUGGAUGCAGACAGGAGAGGUCUAGCUCCAAGAUGAGGACAGCUGGCUUCCCUAGAGUCAGAUGAAAAUCGGCCUGCACAGUCUUUGCCAUGUUCCCACUACCUGUGUCCCCUCCUGUCCAGACCAGAUCUUUAUACUCUCCUCCAGUGUGUGUUGACCAGGGCUGAUAGCAAGUGUCUCACUCAGUUGUACUGGCUGUCCUUGUCGUGGAGUGUCCCAUGUUCAGAGUGUACAGACUUAGAAGAGAGAAGAUGUCCCUGGGAAAAGGAAAGACUCCCUGAGGUGCCCACUGUCACUGGAGUGUGGGUAGGGCACACAGGGCAACUCAGGAGCCCUGCCAUGGGUCACCUGAACUGUGAUGCUAGUCUGAAUGACAGUGCCUUGGAAAGAUGGGCCACAUGCUGCAUGACAGGAUCCUCCAAGUACCUUAACAAUUAGUGUACUCGUGUUCUCUGCACUUCUCCAGAAGCCCUGCAGGGGGCGGUACUCCGAGCACUGCCCCUCCAAGGCCUCAUGAGCCGCUGGACUGGGCACCCAGUUCUGGGCGCCUCAGUACCCUAUCACAUUGUUCCACCAAGAGGCCAGAUGGAAAAACUGGCAGUUUCUGGGGUAGCUGGAAGAGCAGGCCAGGCAGGUGCCAUCCAGACCCUGGCACUCCAUUUGGAGAGGUGAGGCCAGAGACGUAUCCUUCAAAAUAUUGUCAGUCUGUGACAGGGAGACUGCUACUGCCUGUCUCCAUCAAGGAGUGACCCUCCCAUGUUGCCAGCAGGGCUAGGGAGUGAGGGGUGGGCCAGCAAGGAUCCCCAAGGCAGCUGCCACCUUAACCCCUAGGACCCAGACUGCUUCCUGGUUUAAGAAACUGCCUAGCCACUCCCAGUGUAUUUGCCUUAAAACUGGAGAGAAUCUAGUAUUUGCACUUAGCAAAAGAUUUCAAAGUUAAGAGAAAAGUGCAUGAUCUCACUUUGUACAAAAGAAAAAAAGGAAAAAAAAUGAAGUAGAUGGUUAAACGUUUUUCUUUACCUUUUGGUAGUAAAAAUAGAGAAAACAAGUCUGUUUAAACUACUGUGUAAAAAGACUGUAUCAUAUGUAACUUGAAUUUUGUGUAAAUAAAUGUUUGUGAACGCUU
Rattus norvegicus (Norway rat) is the source of this 4816-nucleotide messenger RNA. The record is from RefSeq and is a predicted model, not a curated record. Lineage: Eukaryota; Metazoa; Chordata; Mammalia; Rodentia; Muridae.